AUGUGCUUCUUCUGCCAAUUACCCAGCCCCACGCGUUCUAACGGGCUUGCAGAACUAGCCAAGACGGCCCGGUCAGGCUGCCAGAAUUCAGCAUGCAAGGCCGCAGGUCUCAAGAUCGAGAAGAAUGAGCUGAGAUUUGGUACCCUGGUGGAAAUCCAGGAACACUUCACGUGGAAGUGGAAGCAUUGGGGCUGCGUGACACCCGCUCAAAUCAAAAACAUCCAAGACCAAGUCGGUCCACUGGAAGAUCUUGAUCUUGACCAGGAUCUCCCCGCGAUUCUGGAUGGUUAUGAUGAACUUCCACCAGAAGCAUGUGAGAAAAUCAAGUUUGCAAUACUGCACGGUCACGUUGCAGAUGAGGACUGGAAGGGGGAUCCAGAAAAGAAUCGGCCCGGUCGAAAGGGCAUCAACAAACGCACUCCGAAGAGCAAAAAGAAAAAGGAGGUCGAAGAAGGAGACGGAGCUGCCGCAAUUGGUGAGGAAACGCCAACCAAGCCAAAGGUGAAGAAGAGCCGCGCCAAGAUAGUCAAGGCAGAACCCGAGGAUGACGAAGAUGAUCUGGCUCUUUCGCCGCCACCGAAAAAGAAAGCGACGGGCCGCAAGGUGAAGACCGAGGAUGAUGAAGACGAUCUCGCCUCGCUCCCGCCUGCGAAGAAGUCUAGAGGCCGGAAGCGGAAGACCGCCGACGAUGACGAACAAGAAGCGGAGGACACGAAACCGAAGACGAAGCGGGCGCCCCGAGCAAAGAAGGUCAAGACGGAAGAGCAGGACCCAGCUAUCGAUUCAGACCAGCCCUUGAACGAAGGCAAGGCCAGAGCCCGCGGCAAGAAAGCGAAGAAACCAGAAGACAGCGAUGGCGAUUUAGACGAAGACCCGGUCCCCCCCGCCGAGUCUGAAGCCAAGGGAAAAAAGACAAGAGCAAAGAAAGUGAAGCGGGAAAGCUUAGACGAAGACGAUGCACCCUUGGUGUCGAAACCUAAAGCUGUCAAGGCGAAGAAAGCAAAGAAGGUCAAGGCAGAGCCCCAGGAAGAUGCCGAUGAUGCGAUUGAGCCGUCUGCUGCAGACGUUAGUGACCAGGACGUGGCAGAACCAGUGUUAAAGCCCAAGAAGAGAGCGGCAAAGGCAGGCUCGGGCAAGGCCGCAGCGAAGAGAAAGGCCAGCUGA
Molecule: messenger RNA, 1164 nt
Organism: Capronia epimyces CBS 606.96
Lineage: Eukaryota; Fungi; Ascomycota; Eurotiomycetes; Chaetothyriales; Herpotrichiellaceae
Exons: 3
Coding region: 1-1164 (387 amino acids)
Molecular function (GO): zinc ion binding; DNA binding
Source: RefSeq, a predicted model, not a curated record